AUGGCAGCCCCGCCGCAAAGUCGCCUCUUCCCUCCCCAGCCCUACCAUGUCCCCGGCUAUGAUGGCUUCAUUCCUCAGCUGAACUUCCAGUUUGGAAACACUUUUGGUAAGACAACCCACCAGCUGCUGACAGACCCCAUGGUGCCAAAGAGCCCUCGCCCCUUGCUGGCUCCACUGCACAAGAAGUACAUGAAGGACUUCACUGGGACAAAGCCCAGGCUCCAGGGCUACCUCCCUGGGAGCCCAGGUGGUAACUCCCCAGGACUCUGUGCUGAUGAAGCCUUUGCUGGAAGACAUUCUCUCAUCCAUGAGGCAAAGCACAACGAUUGGGAUGUCCAGCAGCCACCAGGAGGACACCUUCCCCCUGAGGCAGCCGCAGCCGAACCGGCCCGUUGGGGAAAGCUCCCGGCCGUGUGCCCGGCGCCGGGGCUGCCACAGCCACACAUGGAGCCCAUGGCCCAGCCCCGCUCCAGCCGGUGCCCGCACAGGCCGCAGCUGCCCCGGGGCCACGGGCAGAGGCUUCGGCCCCGGCCUGGCGCCGACGAGCCGGAAUGGCGGCUGCCGGCCAUCGGCCCGGCCUGCGCGGCCUGCGCCACACACACAGCGCCUGCAAAAACUGAAGGUGUGAGGCUGCCAGCAGUGGGGCUGCAGGAAGAUAACUGGUUACCAAAACUGGAUGUACCAUAUAUGAUCCAGCAGAAAGUCAUCCCAGGGUACGCUGGCUUCAUCCCUCGCCUCUCCUGGGUGCACGGCGUGGACUACACCCAGGCUGUGAAGGAAGCCAUGAGUGAAUUUGACCAAAUGCAGUUUUUGCAGAGAAACCCAACUGACAGCUUUGGCAAAAGGUUUCCCCAGACAUACUGGCCUGGCAGCAGCAUUUACAGCAGUGCUGGCCUGAUCCCUUUCUACACAGGCUUCGUGCCACAACUCCGGCACACCUACGGGCUGACCUUCGGCAGCAGCAGCCGCCAAGCCUACGAGAAGGAACAGAAGAGACGAGCUUGUGCACAGUGA
Molecule: messenger RNA, 1014 nt
Organism: Colius striatus (speckled mousebird)
Lineage: Eukaryota; Metazoa; Chordata; Aves; Coliiformes; Coliidae
Gene: CIMIP2A
Product: ciliary microtubule inner protein 2A
Exons: 8
Coding region: 1-1014 (337 amino acids)
Source: RefSeq, a predicted model, not a curated record